AUGGCUCCCCCAGUAUUGGAAACAUUCAGCUUCUCUCUGGUCAAGCUGGGCUGCUUAGUGGCCAUUACCAGCUGCAGCCUGCCCUUGUGGCGUGGGAUGAAAUUUUCUGAGGAGACCAGCCUUUGGGAGGGCCUGUGGAAUUUGUGUGAGGCUGACAGACACCAGGGACUGAAGUGCAUGCGGUACAAUUCACGCCUGGAACUGCCACAGGACCUGCAGGUGUCUCAAGUUCUGAUGGUCAUCUGCAUCAUCAUCACCUGGCUGGGUUUGCUGCUGUACAACAUCGGGAAUAAACGGAUGUCACGUGGGUCAAAUACGAAUAAUGAAGAACAGAUCAAGAUGGCAGCAAGUGGCUUGUUCCUGGGGGCUGGUCUGCUGCUGGUGGUGCCUCUGUUCUUGGUUACACACAGUGUGAUCCCUGGCAUGGCCAACUCUCAAAUGGUUGCCCCAGGGAAACCAGAGAUGGGAGCCUCACUCUACCUGGGCUGGCUCAGCUCCCUGCUGCUUCUGCUGGGAGGAGGCCUGCUGUGGUGCCAGGAAACAAGUAACCAUGACCAGCCCAGUCCCAGUGAGGGAUGGAUCCUACAAUAUCCAGCCUAG
Messenger RNA from Onychomys torridus (southern grasshopper mouse), 600 nucleotides. RefSeq names its product claudin-13-like. Gene Ontology annotation, biological process: cell adhesion; bicellular tight junction assembly. The coding region runs from base 1 to 600 and encodes 199 amino acids. The record is from RefSeq and is a predicted model, not a curated record. NCBI's taxonomy places the organism in Eukaryota, Metazoa, Chordata, Mammalia, Rodentia, Cricetidae. Gene Ontology annotation, cellular component: bicellular tight junction; plasma membrane. The transcript has a single exon. Gene Ontology annotation, molecular function: structural molecule activity.